Myripristis murdjan (pinecone soldierfish) is the source of this 1881-nucleotide messenger RNA. RefSeq names its product ring finger protein 25 (gene rnf25). Gene Ontology annotation, biological process: protein ubiquitination. The record is from RefSeq and is a predicted model, not a curated record. NCBI's taxonomy places the organism in Eukaryota, Metazoa, Chordata, Actinopteri, Holocentriformes, Holocentridae. Gene Ontology annotation, cellular component: nucleus. The transcript has 10 exons. The coding region runs from base 126 to 1637 and encodes 503 amino acids. Gene Ontology annotation, molecular function: protein binding; ubiquitin protein ligase activity.
UCUUGAGGUGUUUGCAAGCCGCCAGUAAGCCGAGAGGGGAAGAAGAAGAACUGGCGGUCCAGCCGGAAGUCCAGCCAUAGAUCGUUUACCACGGUGACAAGUAGCGGCUCAGCAAAAACAACAUCAUGGCUGCGGACUGCGAUGUGCUGUCUGAGAUCGAGGUGCUCCAGUCCAUCUACCUGGACGAGCUGCAGGUCACCAGGACAGAAGAUGGGGGCUGGGAGGUGAGCCUGGUUCUUUACCCCUCCACGGCGGAGGACUCUGUCUCCCAGUUUGUUCGGCUCACCCUCACCUUGAUCCUGGAUCAGCAGUACCCUUCCACUUCUCCAUCCAUUUCUAUUCAUAACCCCCGGGGGCUCUCAGAUGACAAGCUUAGCAGUGUCCAGAAGUGUCUGCAGAUGGAGGCAGAAUCCUGUCUGGGUUCACCAGUGUUGUAUCAGCUUAUUGAGAAAGCAAAAGAGAUCCUGACAGAAAGCAAUAUUCCCCAUGGAAACUGUGUCAUUUGUCUUUAUGGGUUUAAGGAGGGAGAGACCUUCACUAAAACAAGCUGCUAUCACUAUUUCCACUCGCACUGCCUGGGCCGCUAUGUCAGCCACUCUGAGAGGGAGCUCCGACAGAGGGAGAAGGAACUGGAGGAGGACAAGACCAGAGACAGAUCAGACCAGCAGGAGCUGACUGUUGUCUGUCCAGUGUGCAGAGAGCCUCUGACAUAUGAUGUCGAUCAGCUCCUCUCCUCCCCUGCACCCCGCUUUCCCAAGAUGGAAGAGGCGAUCAUCGGGGCAGAUUUUCGCCACAAGUGGUGUGAACUCCAUAGGCUGUGGGAAAGACAGAGGGCUAAAGGUGGCAUCAUUGACCCUGAGGUGGAAUCAAAUCGUUUCCUCAUCCAUAUCAAUGAGGCUGCUACUGAGGAAGAAAACGGCACCCUGGAUGAUGAAGUCUCUCCCAGCCAGUUGGUGCCCUCUGCCACUGUCACAUGCUCUGAUGAAAAUGGUGUGAGGGCGGAGCAGCUUCACACUGGCCCAUCACAUUGCAGAGGCGCUCCAAGUCAGAGGCGACAGGGUCAUGCCAAGGGGCCGAGGAGAGGAGGCCGAGGGAAGCCACAACAUGGAAGACCUGCCCCCCCCACUGAACACCUAGACAAACUGUCUCUGUCCUCAGACAGCACCUGUGGCCACUCCCCUGAAGGAAAAAUCAAAGCCAAACUUAAGAUUAACCAUGGCCAACAGAAGCUAGGAAAUGCGGAGCUAAAUCAGUCGAAGACAGACAGCGAAAGCCCCACAGACCUCACCCAGGAGCCUCCGCUCUCUACACACCAACAGCCAGUAUGCCAGUCAAGCUCCAGCGCCCCGAACACCGAAUGCCCCAAAGACGCUGGAGUGUUUGCAAGCGGCCGUGGUCACCGAGGCAGGAGAAGGGGCCCUCAUGGAUCUGUCCAACAGCCAAAGCAUCUCAGAGGAACAGAACACUGGGACGCUCCAGGAGCUGUGCGCCACCACUGGGAAGGGCGAGGCCUGAGAAACAGGGGAGGGGCCGGGCAUAACCCAUGUGGCAGAGGAGGCGGGCCCCGCCGGGGCCACGGGAGGGGCUUCCAUCAGAAAGCAGAGGACAGAGAAGUGGGAAGAGAGGGGGUGCUAUGACAAAGGGCCACAGGAGGGCCUAAGAACAAAUGUAUGUGUGCCUCCAUUAUUAAUUUGCAUAGAUUACAGCCCUGCACCAGAACUGCCAUGCACUGUAGUAUCCUACCUUCCUUUGCAUUGCUGUUCUCCUGCUCUUUGGCAUGCACGUUAAUGCACACUUCUGUCAGAUACAGACGGUUGUUGGUUUCUGUUGUGAUGCAAUAUGAUUUAAAAGAACAACUAAUUAAACAAAAUUUUCUCUGGA